Molecule: messenger RNA, 5436 nt
Organism: Klebsormidium nitens
Lineage: Eukaryota; Viridiplantae; Streptophyta; Klebsormidiophyceae; Klebsormidiales; Klebsormidiaceae
Source: the annotation of a GenBank genome assembly
UCCCCUUCGAGCCUUGCCUGGGCAAAAACUUCAAAUUUUAUAAGCGCUCCUUUGUCUGGGCAAAACCCUGUGUAAGACGGCCAUUCUUUGCGUGAGAGCUUGGCGACUUCAGGGGCCUGUUGGAGGUGCAAGAAGGAAAGUGGCACCGGCACUAGCACCAGCACCUUUAAGGAUGCUCGUGCCCUAUCUCUCGUUCGUGCGUGUUCCCCUCAGAAGGCCCUGAAGCGAACUUUGUGCCAGAUACCGGUAGCACAAAAGAGGUCUUAUGAUGGCGGAGACACAGAGCAACCACUCCUACCUGGUGAAGACGGUCCUUAAGGGCACUGCAGUGCAGCAUGCGGUGGCGGGGUCCUUCACUGGUCCGGGCGCCUCUGAAGUUGUUCUUGCAAAAGGGACCAUUCUGGAGCUUGUCGUCCCUGCAGAAGACGGCUCCCUAGUCACAUUGUGCGAGCAGUCCAUCUUCGGAGCGAUCCUCAACGCUCAGCUUCUGCCAUGGAGUGAUGCCUUCCACAGCGCCUUGCUGCCAGCCUCGCUGCUGGGGUGCGACCUUCUAGUUCUCCUGUCUGACUCGAGCGACCUCGCCUUCGUUGGGUUCGACAAGGAUGCGCACCGGUUUGUCAGCGUGGGAAGGGUGGACCUGCAAAACGAGGGGUUCUCCCGAACGCGGCUCCCGGCGCUACUCGCGGUGGAUACCGCGGGCCGAGCGGUGGCCAUCGCAGCGGCGGCGGAGCACCUGGCGCUGUUCCAUGCGUCACCGAUGGCCGGAGCGAAGAUCAUGGAAGGGGCACUUCCGAAUGCUUCUCCGCCUGGCGUGGGCCAUCAGAGCUGGGAUGCGAUCGUCAGCAUGGCGUUCGUGCGGCCGUCCGCUGACGACACUGAUAACGGGGUCCUCAAACUGGCCGUCAUCGUUCGGAGGGACGACACCCCGGGCCACGAAGUCCUCAUUCUUUUCCACGACACCCGCGACCGCAGCACGCACCUCUGGGCGCGACUCCCGCCCUCCGCCAACCUCUGCCCUUCCUCCGGCAACCUCCUCCCGCUGCUAGUUCUCGCGCCGCCCCACAUGUCGGAAACGCUCCUCAUUGGCCGGGCCGGCGACCUCAUCGCACUGGAUCUUAGUUUCGAGGGCCCGGUAGUGCGAGCUACAUGGAAUUUUGACAACGCUUUGGGGCGCAGCGAAGCACCGUAUCGAGAACUCGAGUCGCUAGCGUUCGGUGCAUUAGACCUGGCUUCCGACGCUCCGCGCGGGGCCGCGCUGCGGAUCCGUUCGGAACGGAACGGAACGGAAGCCGGGUGGGAGCUUGACCUGCGGUCCCCGGACGCCGAAACAACUAGAGUGGCGAAACGGAGGGUCCGGGUGCGCCCGGGGGAUCCCCCCGGGGAGGAGGAGGUGACGUUCGGCGACUGGAACGACGCAGACGCCGAGACGGCGGUCGCCCACGAGGGCACCAGCGUCGUGAAAGAUGGGCCGUCGAUCUGCGCGUGGGCCUGGCGAUUCGACGGCUCAGGAAAGUCGGAAGCCCUAGUCCUCAGUUUCGCUGACGGGGGCCUGCAAACGCUGGAAUUCACGAGGCGGCGUGGAGUGGACGGCCCGGAUUGGAGGUUUGUGCCGGGGGGAAGCUGCGAUGGUGACACGUGUCGGCCGUGCGGCGCGGUUGCGUGGCUUGGGGGGGAUCUCGUGGGGGCGUUUGUAAGGGGGGGGGAUGGGCACGUGAUGACAGUGGGGCCGGAUCGGGAGAUGACGGCGGUUGCGGAGGUUGCAAAUGCUGCGCCGAUAGUAGACUUUCAGCUGGCUGACCACUUCGACGAGAAGCAGGACCAGCUGUUUGCUUGCUGCGGAGACGGCCCCUCCGCCAGUCUACGCGUGAUCCGGCCGGGCAUAAGCGCCGAGCGCCUAUUGAGCACCCCGCCCGCUUAUAAGGGCGUCGCGGGCGUAUGGGCCAUGCGCAUGUCGGCGAGCGACCCGCACCACUCCUUGCUCGUCAUGUCCUUCGUCAGCGAGACGCGGGUGCUCUCUGUCGGGCUCAGCUUUGAUGACGUCACGGAGUCCGUUGGCUUCCAGCAGAAUGCCAGCACGCUGGCCUGCGGCCUUAUUAUCGACUGCCACGUGGUCCAGAUCUUCGCCCGGGGGGUCAAUCUGUGCGCUCCGACAGGUGCAGCGCACCCGUCGGGGAUCUACGCCGACCAACCGUACACUGCCACGUGGCGGCCUCCUGACGGGGCUUGCGUCAGCGUUGGGGCGGUGAGCACCGGACGGGUAGUCGUCGGGCUCUCCCGGCCGAGCGGGCUGGUCAUGCUCGGGGUCGAGAAGCGGCCGUCCGAUGGGGGACACGUGGCACUCGUCCAGCUGCAGAGCUGCUCCGUCGGCGCGGAGCUCUCUUGCAUCUCGCUACAGGACGCUCCGCGCGCAGGUGACGUCAGCGCUUCGAAGGAUGAUGUCAGCGCCUCGCGAGAUGACGUUACGGCAGGAGCGCAGUCGUCAGGAGAAGCAUCGACGUCCGGCUUGGACUCAGGAAAAAGCGACGGAAAGGUUUUUGCAAAAUUGCGCUUUGCUAUGCAAGCGGGCUCCGUGUGCGUCUUGGGGACGUACCGCCCGUCGGUCGAGGUCCGUUCCGCCCUCCCCGGGGACGGAUUCCGGCUGCUGGCGACCGUGUCCCUCACGGCCGGAACGGAUUAUCAGCAGAGGAACAUCUUGUCCGGACUCGGGCUGAGCUCGGACGUCCGAAGCUCGGCGGUUCCAACCGCUGGCUGCGUCCCAGAAAGCGUUCUUCUGUCGUUCUUCGACCGGGGGUAUCUACUGGUCGGGCUCAGGAAUGGACUCCUGGCGCGGUACGAGUGGCCGACUGCCCGGUUGGAACCGGCACUGAGUGCUCGGGGCGGCGACUCGUUUGUGCCGGACGGCUUGGGGAGCUGUCCGGUAGACGACACAGAGACACCGGCAGGUGUCUCAAAAAUGGAAACAAAAGCGUCGGAAGAGGGGCUCUUGAAAACAGUGAGCGGGUCGGAGAAUGAAGAUCUUACGGGCGGCCAGCAGGAACUCGGGACAAACGGAUUCCGGACAGGCGAAAGGGCUUCCGCCGGAUCCGGGGGGUCGGAUCGAGAUGACCAGGCGGCAAGCACGUCCAGCUGUCACGCUGAAUUGCCACUCACACUUGAACAAGUCGGGGAGAGGCGCAUUGGCAGUGCCCCGGUGUCUCUCAUCCCGCUCGCAAACCCAGACCCCUUUGGACGUAGUCCAAAAAGCCUUCAACGAGAUCCGGAUAAGACUGCACGGAAUCCGGACGCUAUCGGGGUAAAGUCGGACGCCGCCGAACGGAUUCAGUCUGCCGCCGACCGGUAUGUGGACGCGGCCGAACGGGAUGCGGACGCAACCCCGUGGAUUCCGGACGCUGUGGGGCGGGAUUUGGACGCUUUUGACGGCCACAGAAAUGGUUUGGACGGGCAAGCGGCGUCCGUUUCCAGCGCAUUCGCGGACGUUCUCGUCCUGAGCAAUCAGCCGUGGCUCCUGCACCGGUCCCGACGUGGGCGCGGCCGCAUGAUGACGUCACUGCUGUCGCACCCUGCGUCGUCGCACGCGACAGGUGUCAGCUGCCGGGAGUGCCCUCGGGGAAUCGUCUUCAUGACGGACUGUUGCAUGCAUCUGGUCGAGUUAGACGCCAACCACAAGUCGGACGUCCGCACACUGUCCUGCCCGGGCGCCCCUCGGCGCCUUCUCUACCAUCCGCCGUCCAAAACCCUCAUCGGCGCCGGCACUACCCCGAUCGAAAGCCCCGGGGACCCGCAGAGCUCAAUAAGUGCGAACUGCCCGGUAGGAAGCCCCGGGCACUCAAGAAAUGUCGUCCAUUGCAUAGAUCCGGACAGUGGGGCGAUUCUCUGUUCGGACCCUGCCUUCCCGCACCCGUCGGAACGCUGCGUCUCGCUCUCGUUAUGGCCUUCCGGCGCGGAACAGUACAUCGUCGUCGGGACUGCGCGGAAGUCCGGGGAUCCGGCCGACGAAGGGCGGAUUCUGGCCUCGCUGCUCGACCCGGAAGCGGAACCGGAGCUGCGGGGCGGUCUGUACAUAUACCGGCUCCGCUUUCCCGAGGGGGGAUCGUCAAAGGGAUCGACGACUACGGAAGAAGCGGCGUCGCUAGUAGAAGAAAAAGUGUACCAAAAUGAGUCACAUUGGUGGCUAGGUCCCGUCUCUGUGCGCAACAUGCCGGGCCCGGUGCUUGCCACGUGUCAGCUCGCUAUCAGUCCGUACGGACGGUCGUACCUGGCGGUCGCUGCGGGGUGCCACGUGUUCGUGUUUGGGAUCACGGGCCGCGCCGGCAGCAAUUCCGCUGUAGACGGGACGUCGCGGUUGAAGCUUAUGGCAAAGGCGCGAACGAGGUUCCCGGUGGUCGCCCUCUCCCCCGCCCCUUGCCCCUCCAAAUCAGCCGACGCUUACCUCUUUGUGGGCGACUCCCGAGACGGCGUUCUUCUGUACCGUUUCUCCACGGGCUCGCUCGAGCUGGCGCUGGCCGACCCGGAAAGGCGCUCCCUGGCUGACGUCAUUGCGGCCCCCGGUGACGUCAGAUCCGCGGCGAUUGGGGCGGACAGCGGCGGGGGCGUGGGGAUGAUGUCAGCGGAGGGGCGGCCGGUUGGGAGCAAGAGCCCGGAGAAGAACCUCGACGUCAAAGCUUGGUUCAAUCUCGGGGACCCACCCACCCGCUUACGUGCCGGUUCCGCUUUCACCCACCAGCCAUCUUUCCCCAAACCCGCGACCCGCGAAGCCUCCCAACCCGUGGAAGAACACCAGUCCCCGGGCGACGCGCUGCCCCUCGGGAAGGCUGUUUUCGUCGCGACAGCUUCCGGGGGGGUCAGUUCGUUAGAGAAAGUCCACCCCCUGGAGUACCAGUUUCUGGAGCUGGUGCAGCAGAGCCUGGCGGCAUUUCCGGCGACCGCGCCGCUCACGGGGAACGGCUACGCGGCGUUCCGGGCGAAGGGGUCCAAGGCGAAAGGGAGGCCAACGCUCGAGGCCGACUUCCUGGCUCAGUAUCUAGACCUCACCGAGUCACAGCAGCUCGCUGUGCUGACGGCGCGGUCUGCCUCUCUUGCUCGCGCACUUUCCGGCCUCUUGAACGAGGACGAGGGAAAGGAAAAGGCAGAGGACGGCAUAAUAGGUUUCGAGAGCUGUCAACGGAUACGAGAGAUCGCCGUCGUUCUCAUCGAGAACCUGUAGAGGUUGUAAGCCUCGUGAGUGGAUAAGAUAGACUGAGCUUUGGAGGUAAUGUGUGGCGCCGUGUGAAUGAGGAGGGUUUAAACCUGAAAAGGUGCCCGCUAAAUAGAUGCAGAGAUCUACGAUACACGAAGGGCAUCGAUCGUUGACAUUACCGAUUGCUUGACCGGAGAGUGUCUCACGUACCACGUACCUUAUUACGGGAGUGGCACAUGGCAAUUAUUCAAUGCUUUGAG